CAUAAUGUCGAAACUGGGCUACCUCCGAUUGCUAGGUUACGUGACCACACUAACUAUGCACAUAGGCAAUUUAGUGUACGUAGGAAUGAAUCUGACAGAAGAUGUUCUGGAAGACAAGAGAGUAAGAAUUUUUGGUGAGACGAGAAGAAGAUAUUUCACCUGCUGGACUUUCUUCCUUCACAUGAUAUACGCCAUAGUUGGGUUAACCUGCGAAAUCUUGCUAAUAAUGAACAGUAAUAUAAAGAACUACAGCCUUCCCAAACACUUGAAAGGAUGUAGAGAUACUAUGUUUGCCGCUCUACUAUGGCCGGCUUCUCUGCUCGUGUUCACAGUAUUCUGGUCCCUAUUCCUAUACGACCGAAGCCUCAUUUUCCCUGACUUCAUCGACAAGGUGCUCACGCCCACAUCUAACCACAUCAUGCACACGGCGAUCGUGCCGACGGUGCUGUGGGAGAUAUUGCUACAGCCGAGAUUCGAACCCAGGUCCCAUGUGAAGAAUGUGGCGCAUCUGGUUGUUUACAUGUUGGUGUAUUUGGGAGUGUUCAUCUAUACCUACAUCGAGCGAGGUAUAUGGUUAUACCCCAUAUUCAAGAAGUUAUACGGAACGAUAUAUUUCCCUGUAACUAUGUUGAUAAUUUUCGUUCUUUUAUUGAUAUUUUAUCGCAUUCAAUGGAGAAUUUCCUAUUUAAUCUAUGGUAAGGAGAAAACGAAAAAAGAAAAGGCUAAAAAAAUACGUUAAUUAGUAAUAAGCGAUUUAGUAGUU
Molecule: messenger RNA, 763 nt
Organism: Cydia fagiglandana
Lineage: Eukaryota; Metazoa; Arthropoda; Insecta; Lepidoptera; Tortricidae
Product: androgen-dependent TFPI-regulating protein-like
Exons: 4
Coding region: 5-739 (244 amino acids)
Cellular component (GO): membrane; endomembrane system
Source: RefSeq, a predicted model, not a curated record